UUGUGCGCUCAGAGAAAAUUUGAAAGGUUUAGCAAAAGUGAGAGAGGCACAUACAUUGGCAGUGAGAGAGAGAGAGAGAGAGAGAGAGCUACAACAGGAUAUUUUGUCACUAUGGUUACGGGCAGCAGAUACGGAUCUUGAUUUCUGUAUGUCAUGCUGUUCUCACUCAGCGCAGUGUGGUUGUAGUGCUGUCAGGACAGGUUGUAUAACUGAGAUAAACUUUGCACAAAAGUUUAACUUCUUCUGGAUCUAUGUGGCUUCAGUAAAUCUGAGGAAAGACAUAUUCUAUCUGUGAGUUACUGGUUCCGAAAAUACCAAGAUGGCUUCUACCACUGGGCCUAUGACCUUCACCUCCUCACCUUUCAACAACAGUAACUGUGGCACCCUAUACGCCCACCGGCACUAUGCCAGGGUCGUCAUGCCUAUUUUCUACUGCACUGUGUUCAUUGUGGGGCUGCUCGGUAACUGCCUCGCCCUCCACGUCAUCCGUCCCAAUCUGAAGAAGAUCAACUCCACCACCUUGUACUCUCUCAACCUGGUCAUCUCCGAUAUCCUCUUCACCCUGUCUCUGCCUGUGAGGAUUGUCUACUAUGCCCUGGGCUUCCACUGGCCUCUGGGCGAGAUGCUGUGCAAGAUCUCGGGCCUCAUCUUCUAUAUCAACACCUACGCAGGGGUCAAUUUCAUGACUUGCCUCAGCAUUGACCGUUUCAUCGCUGUGGUCUUGCCUCUGCGCUUUGCUCGACUCAGGAAGGUCAGUAACGUGCGCUAUAUUUGUGUUGGUGUUUGGGUGCUGGUCCUGGCACAGACCCUCCCCCUUCUUGGCAUGCCAAUGACCGGCGAGGAAGAUGGUGGCUACAUCACCUGCAUGGAAUACCCCAAUUUUGACAAGGUCGACCAUAUUGCCAAUAUACUGAUUGGUGCUGUCUUCCUCGGUUAUAUUAUCCCUGUGAUCACCAUCCUGGUGUGUUACUCCGUCUUAUGCUCCAAACUCCACUUAUCAGCCAAGACCAACCAUUUGACGGAAAAGUCUGGUCGUAGCCGCAAGGCCAUCGGUGUGAUCUGUUGUGUGUCCCUGGUGUUUGUCAUCUGUUUCAGCCCCUAUCACAUCGACAUCCUGCAGUACAUGAUCCGCAAACUGUCCUCAGAACCUGACUGUGCUGAUCUCACAGCCUUUCAGGUAUCGCUGCACAUCACGGUGUGUCUGAUGAACUUCAACUCCUGCUUGGAUCCGUUUAUCUACUUCUUUGCCUGCAAGGGCUACAAGAGGAAACUUAUGAAGCUGCUGAAGAUGCAGGUCAGCAUGUCCUUCUCCAGUGUAGUGAGGACAUCACCCGAGGGCUCCUCCAAGGAUAUAAUUGACGGCAACAAGAUCCAACUCAACAGUUCUAUUAUAGGUGGAACCAGUGAAAGACUCACAGAAAGGAGAUCACACAGGAAUGAGUAAACUGAAGGGCUGAGGCACUGAGAGUUGCAUAAGAUGUGGGAAACUUUUGUCUCAGUGGGGCUACUUCAAUCAGGACAGUGUCAGACAAACUGAUCUCAACACUGAAAUGGAUUCAGUCAUGCCAUCAUGGACUUCAAGCAGCUACUCAGCAUCUGGAUCCAUAGCAAUUUGGGUGUAUUGGACCAGAUCAGUUUACACAGGGAAGGAACAUCAACAAAAUUUUAAUUGAAG
This is a messenger RNA of Lates calcarifer (barramundi perch), 1675 nucleotides long. RefSeq names its product G protein-coupled receptor 183a (gene gpr183a). Gene Ontology annotation, biological process: G protein-coupled receptor signaling pathway. Gene Ontology annotation, molecular function: G protein-coupled receptor activity; oxysterol binding. Gene Ontology annotation, cellular component: membrane. The transcript is spliced from 2 exons. Bases 320 to 1444 code for a protein of 374 amino acids. The record is from RefSeq and is a predicted model, not a curated record. Lineage: Eukaryota; Metazoa; Chordata; Actinopteri; Centropomidae.